CCCCGAGAGGGAGAAAGUUUCUCAUGUGGGCUGUGGGGCUGAUUUUGUUCCCCCACCACCAUUCUGAGAAGACCAAGUCAAGCAUGAGAUUUAUGUCUCAAGGAUUAUCCACUUUUACAACUGGAAUAGGUUUUCCCUGUUAGAGCUGUGGCCUGGGAAAUACUUGCAUUAGAAAGGCAAUGUUCAGCCCACCCCAAUGCUCUUGGGGCCUACUGGCCUCCUCCACAUGGGGCUGCAGACCUCUGGGGUCUGUGGGCAGCAGCUCUGAUUGGUUUUGGGCAUGUGUGUGUGCACAUGUGUAUCUGUCUCAUGAUGGCUUGGCAGAGCUCUCAUGUCAGGUCAUAUUUUUAGGAUUCACUGGCCAAUCAGACUGCAGGACAGCUUCAGUCUCUGCUUGGGCCUUGCCUUUGAUGUCACAAUCUGUCUGUGUAUGUUAAUCUGGCUGCAGCGGCUCACAGACCAGAACAGCAGGAUCAAGGGGACCAGCACAGUAAGAUGUGGAAGAGGAUGGACCACCUGUCCAAGAUCAAAGCUGGGGAUGGACUCAAGGCGGGCCAGUUCAAGGCUCUGGGGUCUGCUAGGGACCCAGCCACACCACCCCCAGAGAAUGUAUCGGGACUUCAGAGCUUCCCCGUGCUGGAGGACAUCAGCCACUACAUCAAAGACGCGGGGGCCCAGCUGGUGAAGAAAGUCAACGCCAUCUUUCAGCUGGAUAUCACCAGAGAUGGGCAGAUCAUCCUGCAGUGGACCAUUGACCUGAAGAACAGAGCUGGGGACAUGUAUCCAGGACCUGCGGGGCUCCCAGCAGACACGGUCUUCACUAUCCCGGAGUCUGUCUUUAUGGAGUUAGUGUUGGGGAAAAUGAACCCACAGAAGGCUUUUUUGGCUGGCAAGUUCAAAGUGAGUGGCAAAGUUCUCCUCAGCCAAAAGCUGGAGAGGGUUUUCAAAGAUUGGGCUAAAUUUUAAGCAUGCAAAAAAUGUCAACGUAAAAAACAAAAACUUCUCUCUGAUGAUAAUGUUGAAUGGGAGUCAUGCUUAAAAUGAAGAUUAAAGUAAAAAGAACCCAAUUUUUUUACUCCAAUUCUUCCUAUUCAGACGUGAUUAAUUUUCCCGCUGCUAUACACUUUUGCAGUGAGAGCCAUGGAGCAGUAAAGAGCACUGGACUAC
This is a messenger RNA of Cavia porcellus (domestic guinea pig), 1167 nucleotides long. RefSeq names its product SCP2 sterol binding domain containing 1 (gene Scp2d1). NCBI's taxonomy places the organism in Eukaryota, Metazoa, Chordata, Mammalia, Rodentia, Caviidae. Bases 496 to 966 code for a protein of 156 amino acids. Gene Ontology annotation, cellular component: cytosol. The transcript has a single exon. The record is from RefSeq and is a predicted model, not a curated record.